Vicia faba (fava bean) is the source of this 1098-nucleotide messenger RNA. The record is from the annotation of a GenBank genome assembly. NCBI's taxonomy places the organism in Eukaryota, Viridiplantae, Streptophyta, Magnoliopsida, Fabales, Fabaceae.
AUGGAACAACCUACAUUAGGAUUGAGUGGAUCCAUUCACCUCGAUUCCGUUCAAUUUAAUGAUGAAAUUCAAGGAAUUAUGGUGCCGGCGCCGGCGCCGGCACCGGAAAACGCAAGCUCAUUCACAGCUCUACUGGAGCUUCCUCCAACGCAGGCCGUAGAGCUUCUUCACUUGCCGGAUUGCGACGGAACAGACUCCCGGAGACUGCCUUGCUGCCACGUCAGCGUGAAUCAGAAACCCUAUCUUCCGAGUUCUUCCGACGGUAAUAAUUUGACCUUCCCUGUCAACGCUGCUUUGAUUGAACGUGCCGCGAAAUUCUCCGUGUUCGCCGGAGAUAUUUCCACCGGAGAGGCGCGGCUGUUUUCGCCGGUGUCUGAACCGAAUUUGGAAAUUGUGAAGAAUGAACCUCAAGAUACCGAUUCAAACCCUUGCUCGACUCAAGAGUGCGUUUCCGAUCCAGCUGUUGAAAACAAGAAUCAGAGAACCGUGAAGAGAAAGGAGCCAGAGAAGAAGGGUAAAGCGUGCUCGAAGAAGAGCAAGAGCAUCGCCGAUGAUACCUCCGGUGAGGGUGAGAAGCUUCCCUACGUCCAUGUUCGCGUUCGACGAGGUCAAGCCACAGAUAGCCAUAGCUUGGCAGAACGAGCUAGGAGAGAGAAGAUUAAUGCACGCAUGAAGCUUUUACAAGAGCUGGUCCCAGGCUGUGACAAGAUAUCUGGAACGGCAUUGGUUCUUGAUGAAAUCAUCAACCAUGUGCAAACUCUACAACGUCAAGUGGAGAUCUUAUCGAUGAAACUGGCAGCAGUUAAUCCAAGAAUUGAUUUCAACUUAGACAGGUUAUUGGCUACUGAUGGGCCAUCUUUAAUGGACAGCAUGUUACCUAGCAUGGCUACGCCUCUUGUGUGGCCAGAAAUCCCACUCAACAGUAACAGACAACAUUAUCAACAGCAGUGGCCAGUUGAUGAUGCAUUCCAUCAACCACUUUGGGGAAGGGAAGAAGACAACCAUAAUUUCAUGACUCAGGAAAACUCACUUUUGAGUUAUGACUCCUCGGCAAACUCAGCAUCUCUACACUCAAAUCAAUUGAAGAUGGAGCUCUGA